Messenger RNA from Chaetura pelagica (chimney swift), 5544 nucleotides. It is a transcript of the gene ZGRF1, whose product is annotated as zinc finger, GRF-type containing 1. NCBI's taxonomy places the organism in Eukaryota, Metazoa, Chordata, Aves, Apodiformes, Apodidae. The transcript has 25 exons. Gene Ontology annotation, cellular component: site of double-strand break; nucleus. The record is from RefSeq and is a predicted model, not a curated record. Gene Ontology annotation, biological process: double-strand break repair. Gene Ontology annotation, molecular function: zinc ion binding; helicase activity. The coding region runs from base 1 to 5544 and encodes 1847 amino acids.
AUGGCCUCUCAAGAAUUUACUGUAUUAUACACUCACCAAAAGAUGAAAAAAUCAAAAACAUGGCAGGAUGGAAUUCUGAGGAUUGGAACUGGCAGAAAUAAGGCUGUCUUGUUUGAUGAUAAAGGACAAUGCUUGGAGAGUGUUUUUAUAAAAUCUCAGGUGAAUGCUGGAGAUUAUUUAGAAAGUGAACGAUAUUUGAUCACAGUUGAAGCAGUUAAAGUGAAUGAGGCAUCUUGUGAGGAUCAGCUAGGGAAAGCAGGAACUCCAGCAGCAGAGAGAAAUGGUGUAAAACCUGGGGUUCUGCCUCCAAGACAUCUGUCUGUUGGCCUGAAAAGGAAGUUUAGAGGCUUCCAAGGGCCACGCCAAGUUGAGAAGAAAAUACCAGCAGUGGAAUAUGGAGAGAAAGCACCAAUACUGCCUGUAUCUGAGCAGUGUCAGGGUACUUUCCCAUCCAAGUUUUAUGUUACCUCUCCCUUAUUUUCUACGGUUGGCAGGAAGGAUGCAGCAACAAAUCUAUCUGCAGACUCCCAAGGAGGUGCAUGUGUGGAUGAUGAUGGAGAACACAGAUCUGUCUCCUCACUGCUUUCAGCUCAGUUUCUUGACAGAUGUCAGGCAACAGAGAAGCCAAACUCCCCCUGGUCCACUGUGAAGCCAGAAUCUCUGAUUGCUGGGGAUGCCCAGCCUGGUGGUUACCAGGCAGUGUCACGCAACAUCAGGAGCACAGCACAGAUAAUAGCUCUUUUGAAGGCUAAACCAGCACCAAGCUGCAGAGAGCAAGCCAUGUCUGACAUCACAGAAUGUCAUUCUAGUUCUCAGGCAUCAGAAUAUGCAGAAAGUUCACCACAUAACCAAAGCAGCACAAUCCUACCUGCUUUUUCAGGCAACCCUGCUGAAAAACUCGUUCAAAAUACUCAGCACUUGCCUUCUAUGGAGCAAACUGUAAGUGACAAAAAGGAAUGGAACCCUGAAAUGCUGCUGAAUUCAGCUGAACAACCUUGUGAAGAAGAAGUCACGUGGGGGAGAGAUGACAAAAAGGCAAAUCAUCUAAGUCAAGACUUACAAGAUCCCUCUAAUACAAAUAAUUGCUGCUUAGCUGAAUCCACUAUCAAUAGACUAAGCGACAGUCAGUUUCUCCCAUCCUCAGGUGACAUUUUGCCUUUAGCAAGUCCAGUGAGCUUUGAAAAAACUAUCUCCAGGGACAGGGAGCAGUCAGUGACUAAUGGUCUGAAGGAGAAUUCAUCUUUGGUGUUGCAAAGGGAGCUCCAGCCAAGACAAAAUUCAGAAGGAGCCCCUAGUGACCCAGAGCUCUCUGUGGAUAUGACGGUGACCAAAACUGGAGUUGCAAAGGAGGGAUUAAGUACAAGUGGCCAAGACUGUGGUCCAGAUGAACCAGUGAUGGAGGUUAACUUCAACCUAAUGGCAGCUUUUGAUUUUGAUGAAGCAGACAAUCCAAACCUGUGUGAAAGGGAUGUGAAUAAGCUCACUGAAGGAGAUGUGCUUUCACAAAGCCCAGAUUGCUUAAAGGAAGAGGAUGCAGCACAAGAUGCUGCUUUGAGACUUCGUUCCUGCUAUGAAAUGGUGACAGACUGUAAAAAUGAAGAAGUCAAAUGCUCAGCAUUUGACACAGAGAAUGAUGGAAAUCACUUCACCAGGAGAAUCACUGAAUUUUGUGACAACAAACUCAGAGGUACAGGGAGAAUUGGAGGAGACUUGGCAAACCAGAGCAGAAUGGAAGUGGAACUUCUGGGUGAUGGACACAAGGUAAAAGAGAUGAAUGAAAGUCAAUUAAGUAAUGAAGCCACAAACAAUAAGAAGGACCUUGAUGGCUGUGCAGCACAUAUGAUCAUUGGCAUGUCUGAUCUGCCUGGUGACAUGAAUGUUAAUGACUGUCACCCUAAAGCCAGUAUGUUUGAGGAAACUGGAACUAUUUCAUGUGUUUCUGCCAGCACAGUAGUUUCUGCAAUGGACAGAAGGACUGAAGAAGAUGUUACAGAGCUUGGAUGCAUUAAAUGCCCAGAUGCUGACUUAGAACACUUCUGGAGCGCUAAAAGUGACAUUAAACCAGGUAGUCCUUUGCUGGAUUUGUCACAAAAAUCAGAGUCCAGCUGUGGUUCAUUCCAAUACAUUGGAGAUGACCAUCAAAAGGAAUUUGUCAUUUCAAGUAAGGAAGGUACUCUUAUUUCCAGAAGUUCUGUCCACCCUUUAGGAAAAGGCCAUCAAUUUCCAGAGGAAACAGUGAUAGGUGAAACUGAGUUUGAAAAUGGAGAGAGCAUAAAUGCCUUUGGUGAAGCCUGCAAAGGUGAAAGAAUAGGAAUGGAAUGCCUGAAGUCUAGGACAGUGGCUGAAAAUGUAUCAGAUCUUCCUGAUGAGAUAAAAAAUCUUGCUCUUCUGAGAGCUUUGACUCAACAUAGCACAGCAUUAGAAAGCUUACAGAAGAUGAAGGAAAAUGAUAGCAUAUUCUCUGGAGCAGACACUCCUAAAAAGAUAUUUGAGCCUGUUGUGCAAGAUGAAGCUAUAAAACAGUUUACAGAAAUGCCUUACUCAGAAAGUAUACAGGCAUCUUCCUGUUCAUACUUUGAUUCUCCUGGCCUUAUGCCUGUUGCAUUUCAAGGGCACCAAGUGAAGGGAUCAGCAGCUAGUGAGAUGAUGUGGAGAGCUCCCUCCUCACAGCUGGGAUGGCAGCAGUACCCAGAUAAUACUGAGUUUGCAGCUCAGGGACUUCCCUCACCUCUGUUUUCAAGUAGUUAUGUCCUUUCUGACUUCAGACAGUCUCCAGAUUCAAGAAGUCUUCAUGAGGAUGACACCAACUUUGUCAGAGAAGAUUUUCAAAACCAGUUCAGCAUUACUAGAGAGGCAAGAAUAGAUCAGUCCUGCCAGGAGAAAUCCAGCUAUCCAGAGGAAUGCAACCUCUCCAGAUGCAAGGCCCCAGUUAGACCACGGACUCCAUUUGUCACUCUUCCUGAUGCAGUUUGUCCACCUGACAACAAGGAGGUCCAGCAGUCCUUCAGCUCCUCAGUAGUCCAUUUAGGCAACAAGUCAGUGAACAUAAGGAUUUCUGAGUUGUCUUUUCCAAAUGUGGAUAAAGUAAAACAUGCUGCCCUUCCUCAAAGGAAGGUUUCCAUACCAACUGUGUUUCAGUCUCAUGUUCACUACAAGCAGGUUUUUACAGCUGCUCUGACAGAGCAAUUAAACAUAAUGCUAUUUGAGUUGUCACAAAGAUUACACAACGCUCUUUCCAAAGUGGAUAUAUCAUUUUACACUGCAUUGAAAGAUGGGCAAAGUGAGAGCAAAGCAAGCAGUGGCCCACUCUGCAACCACAGGCAUCCUGCUAAGCUUGUUAUGGUUAAAAAAGAAGGUCAAAACAAGGGCCGUUUGUUCUAUGCCUGUGACGCCCCCAAAGCUGAGCAGUGUUCGUUUUUCAAGUGGAUAGAAGAUGUGAACCCCACACAGCUAAAAUCCAGGCCUAGUGCAGUGCUUCAUGAUGUAAAAAGCAUUGGGACGUACCUCAGAAGUCAAAAGAUUUCUCUCUAUGAGGAAUGCCAGCUUUUGGUGAGGAAAGCCUUUGAAAUGCAAACACAGCGGUGUAGUAAGUUCAGAAAAUUUAUGAAUACACCUGCCAGUUUUGAUGGUGAUUCCAAAAGCAAAUUAUACCUCAAACUAAGCAGAAAGGAGCAUUAUUCUCUCUAUAGCAAAGAUGAUAUUUGGGUUGUUUCAAAGACUCUGAACUUUGAUCCCCUUGAUACUUUCAUUGCAAGUAGUGCUUUCUUUGGACCAUCCUCCAAUAAUGAAGUAGAAUUGCUACCACUGAAAGGUUACUCCCCCUCAAACUGGCCAUCAAAUAUGUGUGUUCAUGCCUUGCUGGUCUGCAAUGCCAGCAGUGAGCUUACAUCUUUAAGAAAUCUGGAGGAUCACUUCACUCCAGCAACAUUACCACUCAUACCAUAUCUCCUGAAAAUGAAUUUUGAUUCUGAAAAUGCUACUAAAAGGGUCAGCAAAAGAAAAUUUAUGCCACCUGCCAUCAGCCUGAAACAGACAAUGGUGUCUGGGCCUGUCAGCACUGAAGUGGCAAUGGGACUUGCUGAAAAGAUGAUCCAAACAUUCUCCUUGAACCCAGAUCAAGCUACAUCACUGAUUCAGAUAGCUCAGAUGAUGACCUCGUGUGAAAAUACCAAACCAGUGGAAGAACAUCACAUCUUCCCCAUCACAAUCAUAUGUGGUGUUUUUGGAGCUGGAAAGAGCUAUCUGCUGUCUAUUGUGAUCUUGUUCCUAGUGCAACUCUUUGAAAGCAGUGAAGCUACUGAGGGUCCCAGGCCAACUCCUUGGAAACUUCUGAUUGCUUCUUCCACUAAUGUUGCUGUUGACAGGAUACUGCUGGGGCUACUUGAUCUUGGAUUUGAGGAUUUUAUCAGAGUGGGAAGUAUUAGGAAAAUCACCAAAGCAAUUCUUCCCCAUAGUUUACAUGCUGGCUCAGGAAAUGAAAACGAGCAGUUGAAAGAGCUGCUUGCUCUCAUGAAAGAAGAUUUAACUCCAGCUGAAAAAAUGUAUGUGAGGAAGAGUAUUGAGCAACAUAAACUGGGCACCAAUAAAACCAUACUGCAACAGGUAAAAGUGGUUGGGGCCACCUGUGCUGCCUGCCCGUUCCCAUGUCUGAACGCUCUGAAGUUCCCCGUAGUGAUGCUGGAUGAGUGCAGCCAGAUGACUGAACCUGCUUCUCUCCUGCCUAUUGCAAGGUUUCAGUGUGAAAAGCUUGUCCUUGUUGGAGACCCGAAGCAAUUACCACCAACUAUCCAAGGAUCUGAGAGUGUUCAUGAGAAGGGAUUGGAACAGACCCUCUUUGACAGGCUCUGCUUAAUGGGCCAUAAAGCCAUACUCCUUCGGACACAGUACAGGUGUCACCCUGCUAUCAGUUCCAUAGCCAACGAGCUGUUCUAUGAAGGAAAUCUGAUAGAUGGUGUUUCUGAGGAAGACAGGAGUCCUUUAUUGGAUUGGCUUCCAACACUAUGUUUUUAUAGUGUUAACGGGGUAGAACAAAUUGAAAGAGACAACAGCUUUUACAACAUGGCAGAAGUUCAUUUUACAGUCAAGCUCAUCCAGUCUCUGAUUGCAAGUGGAAUAGAAAGCUCUGCAAUUGGUGUGAUUACUCUUUAUAAAUCACAGAUGUGUAAGGUUUGUAACCUGCUCAGCAGUGUGCACUCCGAGGCAUUUGACACCAAAGCUCUCCAGGUGUCCACUGUAGAUGCCUUCCAAGGAGCUGAGAAGGAGAUCAUCGUCUUGUCCUGUGUGAGAACAAGGCAAAUUGGCUUCAUAGACUCGGAAAAGAGAGUGAAUGUUGCGCUGACGAGAGCCAAGAGGCAUUUGUUGAUUGUUGGAAAUCUGCCCUGCUUGAGUAGGAACAGACUGUGGGGAAGAGUGAUUCAUCACUGCAAAGGAUGGGAAAAUGGACUGCAACAUGUAAGCCAGUGUGAGCAGCAGCUAAACGACAUUCUUAACUGUUAUCUGGAGAAAUGGAAGGAAGAGGAAGAGAAUGAGAAAAAGGAAAAAUGA